CUCUCUGACUGCUCUGGCAUUUUUGAGAGGGUCUGUUUUCCUGGCCUCUGUAGGUUUCCGCCCAUUGGCAGGAAGGGGUCAGCCUGUCCUAGAGAUCGCUCCUCCACCGAAGAUCCCAACAAGACAACAUGGCUCCCAAGAAGCCUGAGCCUAAGAAGGAGGCGGCCAAGCUAGCCCCAGCGCCAGCUCCUGUGCCAGCCCCGGCCCCAGUCCCCGAGGCCCCCAAGGAACCUGCCUUUGACCCCAAGAGUGUAAAGAUCGACUUCAGUGCUGACCAGAUCGAAGAGUUCAAAGAGGCCUUUUCGUUGUUUGACUGGACCCCGGCUGGAGAGAUGAAGAUCACCUACGGGCAGUGCGGGGAUGUGCUGCGGGCCCUGGGCCAGAACCCCACCAAUGCCGAGGUGCUGCGCGUCCUGGGCAAGCCCAAGCCCGAAGAGAUGAAUGCCAAGAUGCUGGACUUCGAGACGUUCUUGCCCAUCCUGCAGCACAUCUCCCGCAACAAGGAGCAGGGCACCUACGAGGACUUCGUGGAGGGGCUGCGUGUCUUCGACAAGGAGAGCAACGGCACGGUCAUGGGCGCCGAGCUUCGGCAUGUCCUUGCCACCCUGGGAGAGAAGUUGACUGAGGCUGAAGUGGAGCAACUGUUGGCUGGGCAAGAGGAUGCCAAUGGCUGCAUCAACUACGAAGCCUUUGUCAAGCACAUCAUGUCUGGGUGAAGCAGAUUCCUCCAGGUG
Molecule: messenger RNA, 734 nt
Organism: Propithecus coquereli (Coquerel's sifaka)
Lineage: Eukaryota; Metazoa; Chordata; Mammalia; Primates; Indriidae
Gene: MYL4
Product: myosin, light chain 4, alkali; atrial, embryonic
Exons: 7
Coding region: 129-716 (195 amino acids)
Cellular component (GO): myosin II complex
Molecular function (GO): calcium ion binding
Source: RefSeq, a predicted model, not a curated record